Molecule: messenger RNA, 1254 nt
Organism: Symbiodinium pilosum
Lineage: Eukaryota; Dinophyceae; Suessiales; Symbiodiniaceae
Source: the annotation of a GenBank genome assembly
AUGCCUGCAGAGAUCAAAUAUCAGAGCGUGGACAUUAGCGAUGCUACUGCUAUGAAAGAGCUGAAGCAGAAGAUCGGCCCUCAUGCUGGCAUUUUCAAUUUGGCUGGUGUCCUGAGUGAUGCAUGGCUAGCAGAUUUGAACUGGGACAAGUUUGCAGCGCCGCUUAAGCCUAAAGUGUACGGGACUCAGCACCUACACGAUUUCGCGGCAGAAGAUGCGAAGACGUUUGUGCUUUUCUCUUCCAUGGCUUCUCUCUUCCCCUUCCCUGGCCAGAUCAAUCAUUCGGCAGCCAACGCUUUUGAAGAUGCCUCGGCUCAUGAGCGAACCCUGGCUGGACGCCCCUCCUUGUCAAUCAACUGGGGUCUCUGGAUGGAUGUUGGCUCUGCUAAGCGAGCUCUAGAGCUGGGACGGAGGCAGGGCAUCCGAGCCAUGGGUAAUCAAGAGGCUUUGGCAUCUUUGCGGCAAGUUCUUGGAAUGUGUGGGAGUUUGGGGCUGAUUCAAGUCGCCAUUUGCCCAAUAGACUGGGUCAAGUAUACCAAGCACAACAAGACCACCGAUCUGCCGAUAGAUCGCCGACUGCGAGGUCUUCCGGUGUUGCAGGGCUUUCCGCUAGAUCCCAAGUUUGAUGAGAUUCCAAUGGGCUCUAUACUGCAGACACCAAAGCCGACUGAGUCUCAGGCAGCAAGGCAGGCGAUUCCGACAGCACAGCAGCCGCAGCAGCAACAGCAACAGAGCCUCUCCGUGCAGCACAUGCUGCAGUGGGCAGAGGGAUCCAUCUCAGCUGAGUCCGACGCUACGCCAUCGCAGCAGCUUGCCCGCGAACCACUUGCACGUAAUGUGGCGACUGGGUCAACGACGCCACAGGAGCUCCUUUCAGGAGGACAUCCUGUCCUGAUGCCGGAAACAGACAGGGCGAAUGAUUUGCUCUACGCUGGCAACAGAGUUCAGGUCUCUACCCCGCUGCAGGAGCAUGGCGCAUCAGAGGAGGACGUGUCAGCUGCACUGCUGAAGCUGAUUCAGCGGACCCUUGCGAGCGGAGACACCCAAUUUCGUGUGGAAGCUGAUGUCAGCUUUGCAGAGCUUGGCAUGGACUCGCUCUUUGCUGCAGACUUUGCCCGUGCAGUCGCACGUGAGAUGGGUGUGGAAGUAGAGGCAGCUGUGCUGCAAAGCUCCACUAUCCAUAGCCUCACACAGUUGAUUCUUUCCGCAGGAUCAGGCAGGCAGGCAAGUAGCCAGCCGCGACAGCUCACAUGA